AUGAUUGGUCAUGUGGUAUAUCGCCUUGCGCUUCCACCCGAACUGUCCAAUGUCCACAAUGUGUUUCACGUUUCGAUGCUUCGACAGUAUCUUCGAGAUUCAGAGCAUGUUGUUGAUUAUGAGAACUUGGAAGUUCAAGAAGACCUUUCUUAUGAAGAACAACCGAUGCAAAUUCUCGAUCGUCGUGAUCAGGUCCUUCGAAACAAGACUAUACCACUUGUAAAAGUUUUAUGGAGAAACCAUCGUGUCGAAGAAGCAACAUGGGAAACUGAAAACCAAAUGCGAGCCAAAUACCCACAUCUCUUCGAAACCCAAGGUGAUGAGAUUUAG
Messenger RNA from Camellia sinensis, 330 nucleotides. NCBI's taxonomy places the organism in Eukaryota, Viridiplantae, Streptophyta, Magnoliopsida, Ericales, Theaceae. The record is from RefSeq and is a predicted model, not a curated record.